AGUGCAUCUGGGUACCGCCCCCAUCAGUCGCGGGCCGUUCCCCACUGAUCAGACAAAGGACGCCGAGAGGCUGGGAGCCGACAGCCUGAACGACUUGCAGACGUCGUCGCCUGCACGAGACGCCCCCGGGCAGAAUUGGAAAACCCUUCGAGGACGGCAAUAUCGCUGUCGCUAUAGCCAAGAGCGAUCUUGUCGCGAAGUUGUCGCGACAUGCUUGGCAGCUGCGGCCUCGUGGCAUCGCUGACACUGCUACUUCGGCACGUUCUGUCGCAGGAUAUUCCAGCUGAGGAACCACCUAAUUUCGUCACCGGAGAGCCUUAUGUAAACUGUGCUGCCGAUGCGAUCUACAUCAAACUGAGGACGAAUCGAACCUUCGAGGGACACGUGCACGUGAAGUUCGCCUCGAACAAAUUCUGCUAUCAAACCUUGGUAACGAAUAAUCAAAUCGAAGUACUCGUUCCGCACGAAGAAUGCGCAGUGCCGCGACGUCGGUCAAAGUCGCCCGAGGGAGUUUUUCUGGAAACAUCGCUUGCCGUCGCUUUCCAUCCCGAUUUUACUACGGCUGAUGAUCGAAUUUUUCAUUUCCGCUGCUUUCACCAGCGAACCUCGCAAGGCCAUCAGGAAACGGGAAGCCCAACCGAACCUCCGCGAGAUACUUCGCACUCUCCAGCAUGCUCUUACACAGUGAGAAAAUGGCCUAAUGGCCCUCUCGUGGGAACAGUGGUCCUUGGACAAACUGUGUUUCACCAGUGGAGUUGCGAGGACGAGAAAGACAACUGCCUUAUUGUGCGGAGCUGCUCGGUUGUGGCUGGCGAUACGACACACGAGCUAAUUGGCGCAGAUGGUUGCUCGAAAAACACGAAGAUCUUGCCUCAUCUCACAUACUUCAGCCCGACUAUGGUCGGCCAAAAUGUCAGCGUAUUUGGAGUUUCCCAAACAUCUCUAAUCUACUUUGAAUGUGAAUUGUUACUGAUGCCGCCUAAAAAUGGAAUGUGUGACAUACCGACAUGUUUAGAUCAGAAUUUGAACCGAACGAGGAGAAGCUACGAUAAUGAUUCUAGUAUCAGCGUCGACGUUCAGACACAGCGCAUAGAGGUGUCAGAGCUGGGUGUCAUCUCUGACGUCGAAUCGGAAGCAACACACUCAGUUGAACUGACUUGUCAUGAGAAAGCAUCCUAUCCCGUGCACGAGAUCUGCGUUCCAUUCAAUCCUUUUGUUAUAUUCUUGGCUGGAAUGAUAUCAGUCAUGGUUUUCAUCGCAUUCACAAUCGUAAUGAUCUCGCUGCAACGGUACCGGCACUACUCGAUGUCGGAAACGAGGUGCUAAGCAAUCUGUUUCAACUUCUUUCAACGAAAAGCAUUAACUUACCAUCAAAUUGAUCUCCUGUGUUUGCUCAUGACAUCUUCGAUGUGCC
This is a messenger RNA of Cylicocyclus nassatus, 1414 nucleotides long. Lineage: Eukaryota; Metazoa; Nematoda; Chromadorea; Rhabditida; Strongylidae. The record is from the annotation of a GenBank genome assembly.